AUGAAUUUGAUGUCACAGCUCUACUACCGGCGGACUGACAGCUCCUCGUACCGGGACCGCAUCCCACUGAGGAUCGUGCGGGCCGAGUCGGAGCUGUCGCCCCUGGAGAAGACCUACCUCGGAGCUGUGGAGAAAGGCGACUACGCCAGUGUCAAACACGCUCUGGAGGAGGCAGAGAUCUACUUUAAGAUCAACAUCAACUGCAUCGACCCUCUCGGCCGCACGGCUCUGCUGAUCGCCAUCGAGAACGAGAACCUGGAGAUCAUCGAGCUCGUGCUCAGCUUCAGCGUCUACGUCGGCGAUGCCCUGCUGCACGCCAUCCGCAAGGAAGUGGUGGGCGCUGUGGAGCUGCUGCUGAAUCACAAGAAGCCCAGUGGCGGCAUGCAGGUUCCUCCCAUCUUAUUGGACAAGCAGUUCUCCGACUUCACCCCCGACAUCACUCCCAUCAUACUUGCGGCGCACACCAACAACUAUGAAAUCAUCAAGCUCCUGGUGCAGAAAGGCGUUUCAAUCCCGCAGCCGCAUGAGGUGCGCUGUAACUGCGUGGAGUGCGUGUCCAGCUCGGACGUGGACAGCUUGCGUCACUCGCGCUCGCGCCUCAACAUCUACAGGGCGCUGUCCAGCCCCUCCCUGAUCGCCCUCUCCAGCGAGGACCCCUUCCUCACGGCGUUCAGGCUCAGCUGGGAGCUGCAGGAGCUCAGCAAGGUGGAGAACGAGUUCAAAUCCGAGUACGAGGAGCUUUCUCAGCAGUGCAAACAGUUUGCCAAGGACCUGCUGGACCAGACCAGGAGCUCCAGGGAGCUGGAGAUGAUCCUCAACUACAGAGACGACAUGAACCUGUUGGAGGAGGAGAACAACAACGACCUGGCCAGACUCAAACUGGCUAUCAAGUAUUACCAAAAAGAGUUUGUAGCUCAGCCGAACUGCCAGCAGCUGUUGGCGUCCCGCUGGUACGACGAGUUCCCCGGCUGGAGGCGGCGACAGUGGGCCGGGAAGUUCUUCACCUGCGUCUUCAUCGGCCUCCUCUACCCCGGGUUCGCUCUCUGCUACCUCAUCGCUCCGAAGAGUCGCUACGGCCUCUUCAUCCGCAAGCCCUUCAUCAAGUUCAUCUGCCACACGGCGUCCUACCUGACCUUCCUCUUCCUGCUGCUGCUCGCCUCCCAGCACAUCGUCACCACGGAGCAGGACCGGCAGGACAGGCAGGGCCCGGCGCCCACCACCGUGGAGUGGAUGAUCCUGCCCUGGGUGCUGGGCUUCAUCUGGGCCGAGAUCAAGCAAAUGUGGGACGGUGGUUUCCAAGACUAUGUCCACGACUGGUGGAACCUGAUGGACUUUGUGAUGAACUCUCUAUACCUGGCCACCAUCUCCCUCAAGAUUGUAGCCUACACUAAGUACAGCGGCAGUAAACCCAGGAACCAGUGGGAGAUGUGGCACCCGACGCUCGUAGCUGAGGCGGUGUUCGCCAUCGCUAACAUCUUCAGCUCCCUGCGCCUGAUCUCGCUGUUCACAGCCAACUCUCAUCUGGGGCCGCUGCAGAUCUCCCUGGGGAGAAUGCUGCUGGACAUCCUGAAGUUCCUCUUCAUCUACUGUCUAGUCCUGCUGGCCUUCGCUAACGGGCUGAACCAGCUCUACUUUUACUACGAGACCAAGGCCUCGGACGAGAAGGGGAAGUGUAAGGGCAUCCGCUGUGUGGAGCAGAACAACGCUUUCUCCACGUUGUUCGAGACCCUGCAGUCUCUCUUCUGGUCGAUCUUCGGCCUGAUCAGCCUCUACGUCACCAACGUGGACGCCGACCACCAGUUCACUGAGUUUGUCGGCGCCACCAUGUUUGGAACCUACAACAUCAUUUCACUGGUGGUGCUGCUCAACAUGCUCAUCGCCAUGAUGAACAACUCCUAUCAGCACAUCGCUGACCACGCAGACAUCGAGUGGAAGUUCGCCCGGACGAAGCUGUGGAUGAGUUACUUUGAGGAAGGGGCCACGCUGCCGGCCCCCUUCAACAUCAUCCCCAGCCCCAAGUCCUUCCUCUACCUCAUGUGUUGGAUUAAGAGGCAAGUGUGCAAGAGGACCAACUCCAAGCGGCCCGACACCUUUGGAUCUCUCGGAAGGCGAGCAGCAGAGAAUCUGAGGAUAAACCAUCAAUAUCAGGAGGUGCUGAGGAAUUUGGUGAAACGUUACGUGGCCGCCAUGAUCAGAGACGCUAAGACAGAGGAAGGUCUGACUGAAGAGAACUUCAAGGAGCUGAAACAAGAUAUCUCCAGCUUCCGCUACGAGGUGAUGGGCAUGAUGAAGACGGGGAAGCCCGCCCUGCAGGGGGCGAAGGCCAGCGGCAGCUCGGUGGAAUCCAGCCUGGCUUACCCUAACUCCUCGCUCAAGCUUUCCCCCGGUCCUCAGAGCAGCCAGGGCAAAAGCAAAAGCAACAGAUUCAAGAUCACCGCCUCCAUCCUCAAGAUGGGCAGCUCCACAGCGUCACCCAGGCCGCCGGAGGCCUUCAACGGCCUGCCCAACGGACUCCUGGCCCUGGAGCCUGAUGAGAGCCCCGGGGACAAGACAGGCCAGAGGAGGAACUUCCCCAAAGAUAUCACCGACUUCGGCUUGUUCCAGAAACGCCACCGCAACGAGGCCACAUCGGGCGAAGAAGAGAUUUCCAGGAAGAUGUACUCUUUAUCAGAGGAAGCAGGGGACUCUGGGGGCUCGGACGCAGAGGAGCGGGACAAAGAGGAGGAGACAAAGCUCUUAGGGGGAGAAAUGGCGGAGGAGGCUGCGGGGACGGCGGCAGACAUCGAGGAUGGCGAGGUCUCAAAUACCAAGUACGGCUCGGAGCUAGACGAGGACAAAUGA
This is a messenger RNA of Limanda limanda (common dab), 2841 nucleotides long. RefSeq names its product short transient receptor potential channel 4-like. The record is from RefSeq and is a predicted model, not a curated record. Gene Ontology annotation, molecular function: protein binding; store-operated calcium channel activity; inositol 1,4,5 trisphosphate binding. The transcript is spliced from 15 exons. Gene Ontology annotation, cellular component: cation channel complex; membrane. NCBI's taxonomy places the organism in Eukaryota, Metazoa, Chordata, Actinopteri, Pleuronectiformes, Pleuronectidae. The coding region runs from base 1 to 2841 and encodes 946 amino acids. Gene Ontology annotation, biological process: regulation of cytosolic calcium ion concentration; manganese ion transport; calcium ion transmembrane transport.